Molecule: messenger RNA, 1276 nt
Organism: Vicia villosa (hairy vetch)
Lineage: Eukaryota; Viridiplantae; Streptophyta; Magnoliopsida; Fabales; Fabaceae
Product: AT-hook motif nuclear-localized protein 9-like
Exons: 5
Coding region: 22-1068 (348 amino acids)
Molecular function (GO): minor groove of adenine-thymine-rich DNA binding
Source: RefSeq, a predicted model, not a curated record
AUUUCAAAACGUAUCUCAAUCAUGGGCGAUCAAAACCUAAACCUACCGGUCACUAUAUCAUUGAGUUCAACCCAAAAUGGAUCAGAAACCACCAACAAUGCUAACAACACCGUCGUAAGGGAAGUUAUUGAGAUUGAUGCCGGUUCAGACACCGGAGAAAAAUCCGAACCUAAAAGUAUAGGUUCGGACACUCGGGUGAAAAGGCCGAGAGGUAGGCCUAGGAAGUACCAGGUUGGUGAGAACAAGUCGCCUAUGAUGUCCGUGUUAGGGUCGGGGUCAUCUGAGCUAGCUAUUCAGCCUUUUGGAAGUGAAGUGAAACGUGGAAGAGGUCGUCCUCGUGGUUCUGGAAAACUUCAGAUUUUGGCUUCUAUUGGUGGAUGUGUUGCUGAAACUGCUGGAGGAAGUAUGACACCUCAUGUGCUGACUGUGAACCCUGGAGAGGAUGUGGUUGGAAAAAUAUUUACAUUUUUUCAUAAAUGUCCUAGAGGAGCUGUUUGCAUACUUUCUGCUGCAGGUUGUGUGUCAACUGUCAUCCUUCGUCAAACUGGAGGGGGCUCUUUAAGAUAUGAGGGUCACUUUCAGAUUUUAUCUUUAACUGGAUCAUGCACCUUCACUAGUGGUGGUGCUGGUGGUGCAGAGAGGAAAAUUGGCACGUUGAGUGUUUCAUUGGCUAAAUCUGAUGGAACAGUUUUUGGAGGUGGUGUUGAGAGCUCAUUGAUAGCUGCUACUCCAAUUCAACUUAUUUUGGCGACAUUCAAGCAAAACAUAAGCAACCAAAUCAAGAGAAAGUACUCAUCUCCAACUUCAACAACUGUUCCAAACAUGGUGACUAAUCAAGAUUCAUCCAGUGAUAAUAACUUGAAAGUUCCGAGGUUAACCCUAGAAGGAGAACCAAGCUGCCUGAGAGCAACAGCAACAAAGAAAACUAAUGAUGUAACAGUAGCAGUAGCGGAUGAUAAAGUGAAAGGUGAAACAACAACUAAUGGUCAAUCUGAUUCUGUUGGUGAUGGAGUUAUUGACCUUGACAGCCAGACAAUGGAGCCUGUUAAUGCUAACAGUGUACCUUAAUUGUCAAGCUAGCAGAGUUUUUCUGUCUUUUUUGUUAAUUGCAUAUGUUAGCAAGUAAGAAUUGUCUAGUGUUUGAAUUUGUUAUUGAAAAUGGAAGUUGUUGGUGUAAUUUUCUUAGGUGGCAGGGAGGGUACUUAGUAGAGAUUGCAGUUGUUUAAAAGGAAUAUUUGCAGACUCAUUAAUUGGAUUUCUUUUUGUUUCUAAUUUG